CUUGUCUCCCAUCACCUUCUCCAAACAGACGUACAGGACCAACCGCCACCGACCUGAACUGAACUCGGUCCACAGCUUGACCACACCGCUCGUCCACAAUGUCUUUUGCAUUUGCGGUCAUGAUGAUGCUUCUUGGCUCUGCAGUGGUGUCUUCGUUUGUCCUGCACCCAUCCAAGAAAGAGGCUGCAAUCUCUGCAAAUGCCAAUCAAAGGUGCCCAGAUGAGUCACUGCAAUCGACAAGGAAGAGUCUCCUCGGGGCUCUCAACAUGCAGACUGAACCACAGCUGCCUGCUGGGUUCCUGGACAGCAUCCGAGAACAGUGGCAAAGAGCAUUUAGAACCACUUCUCUGAGUGCCAAGGACACUGCAACCAUCAUCGACUCUUCGUCGGCUGAAAAUGGGAACAGCACUGGCCUUAAGUGUUGUUCCAUGUCCUCUGUGGUCUCCAUGAAAGAUCUGGGCUGGGACAGCUGGGUGAUCCACCCUUUGAGCCUGACUAUUGUUCGGUGUGCGCUGUGCAACUAUGUGGACAACACCAUGCAGUGUCCAUCCUCCUCCAGCACCCAGGACUCGCAGGAUAAUUUGCCAUGCUGUCAGCCCGCCUCCCAGGAAAUGGCGUCCAUUGUCUACAUGGAUGAAAGCGGCGCCAUCACCAUCUCCUCGGUGCAGCUGACCCGCAGCUGCGGCUGUGGACCUGGGAACACUGAGCAGCAGGGCAAAAAGUAGGCUGCCUGUUGUCCUUCAGUCCUCAGGAAGUGAUACGAGCCACUCUUCUGUAUCUGACUUCUCUUCACACACAGGCCUAUUGUCUCCUGAGCUCAAAAGCCCACCUGCACUGCGGACUGUUUUCUCUAUCUUCAAUUGUUACUCAGUGUGUUCGGCGCACGAGCGUGGGAACCAAAGCAAAGUCUCAGUUUUGCAUUCCUUCUGCAGCGCUGUAGCAAAAACAGAUUUUUUUGUGCCUGCCAGUCAUGAAAAUUAAGUGCUGCACAUUUGCAAUCUAAAUAUUUAUUGGUUUUUUUUAAGUACCCAACACACAAACUAAUGUUAAUAAAGCAUUUAACUUCUAAAAAAAAAAAAAAAGCUCAGAAUCUCUGGCACUAAAAACAACCUUUGUGAAGUUCAGCUGCCGUUUGUGUAAUAAAUCUCAAGAGUACAGAUCAGAUAUUUAUAGCUGCUAAUAGUUACGGAGUGUUCCCUCUAAACAUCCAGGACUGCCUGUGCCAAAUGCUGAACAAGCCAGUCCUCUCCGGUGUGAAAGCACCAUGUCCUCUGAUGGUAAAAAAAUUCUGUUUAGCCAAAACCCUGUGAAGCUGCACGGACCAGCCUUAGUCUCAACAGAGAAAAGACACACACGAGUCUGAAAAUACACUAAAUUUGAACCUAUGUAAAAACAAAACAGAUAGUUUUUUCUAUGCACUUAAGAAAACUAAAAACUUGCAGUGAUAUAAUUCAGCAUUGUGUAAAAAGUAAUGAAGUUCUUCUUGACCUCUAUAAAGCACACUUGGCAGCCUUCAGAAACACAAGAUAUGUUGUUUUGGUUUAAUUACAGUGUGGCUCUGAUUUGUCUCACAUGUUUGCUAGAAAAACAGCUGCAGGAUGAACUUGGUGUCGGUUUAAGCAAAGCUUUAUUUUCAAGUUUGAACAGUUUGAAAAGAAGUACACACACUCGCGCGCACGCGUGCACACACACACACACACACAUACACACACACACAAAAAAAGGUGCUCUGCAAACACAACAGUCCAAAUUAAACCAGGGGAAAAACAUUGUUUAUUCAAGGGUUUUGGUUUAAACUAGAAACAAGUUCAAGAUUGUUUUCUUUCCACAACUUUACAUGAUUUUUAAAAAAGUAUUUUUAAACUCAUUUUUCUUUCUGUAUAAACACAAACCU
Molecule: messenger RNA, 1894 nt
Organism: Austrofundulus limnaeus
Lineage: Eukaryota; Metazoa; Chordata; Actinopteri; Cyprinodontiformes; Rivulidae
Gene: gsdf
Product: gonadal somatic cell derived factor
Exons: 5
Coding region: 99-725 (208 amino acids)
Molecular function (GO): growth factor activity
Source: RefSeq, a predicted model, not a curated record